AUGGGUAGCGCUAUCUGCCCUCAAGAACUAUCUUCUAUGACGAGAUCUAUGACGAGAACGACAUUUGACAGACUGGGAAAUGACAAAUUGCCAUUUUUAGACUACGCCAUUCGCAAUGUCCUGUUCCACGCAAAUGCAGCACAAAAGUAUGGUAUUAGUCAAGCUGGAUUUCUCAAAGAGUUUGAGGCACGCAGUUGGAUAAUAAUCAGGAGCAGUUAUAAAGACAGGAGCGAUUACUCAGACCCACGACUUUUGUAUACCUUGGCGAAAGAGAAUAUGAGCUCUCUCAUCGGGUGCCACCCUUUCAAACUCGCAUUUUCUGAAGUGGGAGACGAACGUUUCGGGACGCCGCUUUGUGCGGCAUUGGCUAGGCGCAACAAUGAGACAAUACUAGAGUUCUUGAAAGCUCAAGCAGAGAGCACUCCCGAGUUUCAUGAUCUUUAUGAAGAGUAUUGUCCCAAGAGAUUUGGUCUCAAUGCUUUUGACAACCACGACUUCGACCGAAAGAGGAAUAUGUUGUCUUAUUGCAGCCAUGUAGGCGAAGGGCGUGAGAUUUUACAAGUUGCUAUGUUAUUGAACACGCGUCAUCCUUAUUUAAAUGUGAACUGGGAAGAUGAAUGCAGCCAAUCGCCACUGCUGUAUGUCUACAGCAAAGGAAACAAGGCUCUUCUCGGCGUUUUGAUCGAAAAAUGCAUAAGCGAUGUUUACGAAAUUCCUCGUUUUAGUUACGCGUUACUCCGGGCUGCGGUUAAACAAGAGCAUGGAGAUUUCGUCGAAUUCCUACUUCAAAAGGGUGCCAAAAUAAAUGCCCGUAAUUAUUGGGGAGAGACGGUACUAUGUUGUGCAGUGCAAGGGAAUCUCAAAGAUAUGGUUCAGCUGCUAAUCAAAGCAGGGUCAGAUACCGAGGCUUGUGGUUGGCGUGAUGACAUGACACCGCUAUUGGAGGCAGCGACAAGUGGCUAUAAGCACCUGAUCGAUAUGCUACUUGAGAAAGGAGCUGAUAUUGAGGCGAUGAAUAAGCUGGGCAGGACACCAUUGAUAUGUGCAAUGAGAUACGAUCAUGUGGAUGUGGCUCUUCAGUUGAUUGAGAAAGGAUCUAAUAUUGAGGCGAUGGAUAAGGAGGGCCAGACACCGCUCAUGUGGGCAAUAAGGAGGAGAAAUCUAGGCUUGGUGAAGUUACUGCUCAGUCAAGGAGCCAAGGUUACUACUGGAGAAGUUGCCAAUAUCCGACCAAGGGGAUCUGAGUUCUCUGAAGUGUCAAGAGAGGAAGUUAUGGCCAACAGAGAGCCAACAUUGCUAGGAUUUGCCCGGCAAUUUGAAGAGACGGAGGAAAUCACUGAGAUGCUAUUCAGAAACGGCGCUACCUAG
This is a messenger RNA of Trichoderma atroviride IMI 206040, 1368 nucleotides long. Lineage: Eukaryota; Fungi; Ascomycota; Sordariomycetes; Hypocreales; Hypocreaceae. The record is from RefSeq and is a predicted model, not a curated record.